Molecule: messenger RNA, 690 nt
Organism: Penicillium brevicompactum
Lineage: Eukaryota; Fungi; Ascomycota; Eurotiomycetes; Eurotiales; Aspergillaceae
Gene: eb1
Product: microtubule-binding protein BIM1
Exons: 5
Biological process (GO): protein localization to microtubule plus-end; spindle assembly; regulation of microtubule polymerization or depolymerization
Cellular component (GO): microtubule plus-end; cytoplasmic microtubule; microtubule organizing center
Molecular function (GO): microtubule plus-end binding
Source: RefSeq, a predicted model, not a curated record
CUGAACCUUACCAAGAUUGAGCAGUGCGGAACUGGUGCCGCACUCUGCCAAGUCUUCGAUUCGAUCUUCAUGGAUGUUCCCAUGUCCCGAGUCAAGUUCAAUGUGAACACUGAAUAUGCCUACCUUCAGAACUUCAAGGUUCUUCAGAAUGUCUUCGCGCGCCACCAGGUCAACAAGCCUAUCCCCGUCCAGUCCCUCACCAAGUGCCGCAUGCAGGAUAACCUUGAAUUCAUCCAGUGGGUGAAGAAGUACUGGGACCAGCACUACCCCGGUGGUGAAUACGACUCCGUGGGCCGUCGCAAGGCGUCCGGCGCUCCCGCCUCCGUCGGUGCGGCUCCUACCUCUCGCGCUCCCUCCGCUGGAAGCGCCCGCCGUGGCGUGACCCCUACCACUGCGACUCGUCCCCGUGUCGCUGCUCCCAGCGCCGCAGCCACCUCUGCCCUGACCCAAGAGAUCGCGACCCAGAAGGAGGCCAUUGCUGGACUGGAGAAGGAGCGCGACUUCUACUUCGCCAAGCUCCGUGACAUCGAAUUGCUCUUGCAAACUGCCAUCGAGGCCGAUCCCGAGAUCGAGAAGGAAGAGGAUACCCUUGUCAAGCACAUCCAGGGAAUUCUGUACUCAACCGAGGAUGGCUUUGAGAUCCCUGCUGAGGGAGAGGAGGUUGUGGCCGAUGAACUCGAGACUUUCUAA